CGGAUACUAAGACUGAUCAAGAAGUCAAACUUCAAGAUGUCUACAACCGAUUCUGAUUUAUCAGAACUCCCCCCAUACACAGCCCUGUUAUGGGGACAGUUCCUGGCAAACCCCCACCUGAUGUAUAAUUUGUUUUCAAGGGGACCAAAUGGAACAUCCUUUGCCUCAGACCAUGUAAUAAAUAUGACUGGGGUCUGGACUAAUUCAAAGAUGAGUGAGUUUAAGGUGGACAGUUUAGAGGAACUACAAAGAGUGAGAAAUGAUCUUCUGACUAUGCCCAUUUUAUUCCACAUCAAAGUGGAACAUCAGAAAACGGAAAAUUAUGCUGUCAUCAAAAUCCGAAAGAAGUGGAAAGAUGAGUUUGCAGUUCUUGUUAACACACGACAUCCCACCAUCAGAGAAAUUCUGUCCCACAAACUUAACGAGGCCACACAACACAUGCAGGAGGGAAAGAACUUCUGUCUAAAGCUUGAUUUUGGCCCCUCCGUGAAGCAGUGGUACAGUGGGGUAGUGGAUAAUGAAGUGUCCUUUUGUGACUCCCGCAGCAACAGUGACUCAGGACAUAUGGAAAUCUUUGUCCACAACUACACCACCCCCAUUGAGUGCUGUGUCAAUCCUGUCUGCAUCUUCUGUUGUUUUCCUUUCUGGCUGUUGUUUGGUGGACCUUGCUACUGUAUUCACAGAAACAUCAAAUGUACUGAUGAGAGUCAUAGUUUUAGUGACCUUCCCGUGGUUCUACUUACCGGGGUCAGCGUUAGAGUAAGAGUCGAGCCUGCCCAACAAUUCUAUAGCUACCCUUCCGGACCGGGUCACUACCCCCAAGGCCCGCCAGCCAUGCCACAGGGACCACCUGCCUACACACCACCCCAGGGGUAUCCAGCACCACACCAACAGGCACCACCAACAGGAGACCAGCAGAAUUACCCCCCAGGAGCCCCACAGAAUCACCCCGUGGGGGCCCCACCACCUUAUCCAGGCCACAACUAAGGAAUUAAUUCUGUUGAAGUGAAAUAUUUAAAUAAGUGGUUGUAUGUCACACAAAGAGAAGGGUAUUGACUCUGUUGUGGUGAUUUUUUUGUAAUGACAGUUCAAAAACUCAGUUGUUCUUAAUGAAAGAUCUGCAUUUCUUUCAAGUGAUAAAAACAAAGUCUUCAAAUGUGUACAUUUCUUAGGAAAAAUGUUUAACUUUAUUUCAUAUUAUAUUUUUCUCCAUUUUAAGAGGUGUUUUUUCUUUAAAAAACAACAACAUAGAGCUCGUUCAUUGUUCUAACCAGCAUACAAGCUGUUUAUGUUUGCUUUAAAUCAUAAUAAAACAUGGAUUAUUAGCCAGAACCGGUGUGAUUUUCAAGUAUAUUUUUGAUAAAAAUCAUCACAAUUUCAACUGCGUUUGACUUUUAUGUCAAAAUAAAAAUGAGGGGCCAAACCUGGUCUUUACUACACCUUGUUCUUUGCAUUGAUGUAAAUAGUGCUAUUGUUUAUAUUUCUGUAUUUGAAUUUUACUUUUUGUGUGUAUUCCAUAAUUCUUAUAGAUUGUGUACAGAAACCAAUACUAACUAGUACAGAAAUUAUUUUCAGAAAACUUUUAAUCUGUUUAUCUGCACGCACAUUCAAGGACAUGAAUUUUUUCUCCACAUUUAUUUAGUAGAAAGAAACUCAGAAAUGUAGUAUAUGACACAUUCAAUGUUAUUUACAGAUUCAGUGAUGUAGUAAUCAAGGUACAUGUAAUAGAAUUUAUUUAGUUGAAAUAUCAAUUAAGCUAUAAACCCAGGAGUGGUAUCAUAAGCAGAGCUAUCCCCUGCCCCAUUUUUUUCUUGACACAG
Messenger RNA from Saccostrea cuccullata (small rock oyster), 1820 nucleotides. RefSeq lists its product as uncharacterized. The record is from RefSeq and is a predicted model, not a curated record. The coding region runs from base 37 to 987 and encodes 316 amino acids. Lineage: Eukaryota; Metazoa; Mollusca; Bivalvia; Ostreida; Ostreidae. The transcript is spliced from 5 exons.